UUGCACAACAAAACAUGCUACAAUCGUGCCAAAACAUGCACUGAAAAAACAUGUUCUUGAGCUACAUUUGGAUUUUUGUAGCGCAUAGGGCAGCCUGUGCUAUGUGUGUUUACAUGCAGGGGCGGACUGACCAUUUGGAAACUCAGCCACUGCCCGAGGGCCCGGAGGUCAGUAGGGGGCCCCAUGAGAUGCCCCUGGUACCUUUUUUCAUAGGCUUUUUUGAGUUUGGGCAAGGACACAGGGCCCCAUGAUCCCCUAUUGCCUGGGGGCCCCAUGAGUUGUCAGUCCG
This is a messenger RNA of Staurois parvus, 289 nucleotides long. NCBI's taxonomy places the organism in Eukaryota, Metazoa, Chordata, Amphibia, Anura, Ranidae. The record is from the annotation of a GenBank genome assembly.